UCGUAUGUCAUGUAGCUCCUUGUUUAGCAUCAAAUGAAAACAAACUUUAAGAUAAUGUGUAUGACAUCAAACUCAAUCACAAUAUUUUUGAAAAAUUCCACAAUUUAUUGUUGAACAACACGUUUUCUUAUAGUCGUGCAAAAUGUCACCACUAUAUAUAAUAUUGGUUGUUUAUAUUGCAAUUUCAUUCCCGAUUUUCUAUAUUGUGUUCAAUGCAUCGCAAUUGGUGAUUGAUGAAGAAUUUCACCUGAGGCAAGGUCGACAUUAUUGUUUGGGAAACUUCCACAUUUGGGAUGAAAAAAUAACAACAUUACCGGGACUAUACGUUUUAUCAGCCAUAUUUUUAUUGCCUUUCAAACAAUGCUCAACUUUUGCACUACGACUAACAUCGUUGAUAUGUUCGAUUAUAAAUUUGUGUUUGAUUUUUGAGAUUCGACGAAGCUUACAACAAAAGGUAAAUCUAAUCAAAAUUGCGAUGGAAACACUCACACUGUCACUUCUACCACCAGCUUAUCUUUUUGCUCACCUAUACUACACGGAUAUAACAUCUAUUACAAUGAUAUUGGGGAUGUUCCUUUUUAAUAUAAAACAACGACAUAAUAUUUCCGCUUUAUUUGGAUUUGCCAGCGUUCUGAUGAGGCAAACAAAUAUUGUUUGGGUUGGAAUGAUCCUGGGUACAACCAUCAUGGAUAAACUGAUUUCGCAAACAUUGCCAUUUAUAAAGAAAGAUUCAGAAAAACGACCAACCAAUUCCUAUUCCUAUAAUUUUCAGGACAUAUUUUCGGUUUUCUGUUUCUACUCCAAACGAGUCUACCUAGUUCCAAAACAAAUUCGGCUUUUAUUUGUCCAUUUAAUUGGCUAUAUAUUAACCAUUGCGGCAUUUAUUGCAUUUAUUUUGGUCAACGGCUCAAUUGUUGUCGGUGAUAAGAGUGCUCACGAAGCAGCCAUUCAUUUACCUCAGAUUUUCUAUUACAGCAUCUUUUUCGCCAUAUUUGCACCUUCCAUUACAUUUAAAUAUAUGGCACCAACCCUAAGAAUAUUGAGAAGGUACUGGAUUUUCUGGAUUUUGACUGCAAUUUUGUCACUAAUUGUGAUUUAUGCAAAUACGAACGUUCAUCCAUACUUGCUAGCAGAUAAUCGUCAUUAUCUGUUUUACAUCUGGAAUAAAUUUUACGGUCGAUACUAUUGGUUCAAGUACGCCAUGGUUCCACUGUAUCUCAUAUCAAUGACUGUGCUGUAUCAAUGUAUUUCAAUUCGGUCUGCGGGUUUUCAAAUAUUGUACACAUUGUGUACAAUCGUAUCAAUCGCUCUACAGCAACUCAUAGAAAUUCGAUAUUUUAUAUUGCCAUUCAUGAUAGCGCGUCUAUUCGCUUCCUCAGUUAAAUUCAGAUUUUUAAUUCUUGAAUUAUUAACAUAUUUAAUAAUAAACUCAAUCACCUUUUAUUUGUUUUCCACCAAAGAAAUAUAUUGGAAGGAUUAUGAUUUUAUCCAAAGAUUAAUCUGGUAAGAGAAUCACCGAUUACUGUAACUGUAAGAAUUGUCAAUAAAAUAUUUUGUCUUAAUAAA
This is a messenger RNA of Sitodiplosis mosellana (orange wheat blossom midge), 1566 nucleotides long. It is a transcript of the gene Alg10, whose product is annotated as putative Dol-P-Glc:Glc(2)Man(9)GlcNAc(2)-PP-Dol alpha-1,2-glucosyltransferase. Gene Ontology annotation, biological process: dolichol-linked oligosaccharide biosynthetic process; protein N-linked glycosylation. Gene Ontology annotation, cellular component: endoplasmic reticulum. NCBI's taxonomy places the organism in Eukaryota, Metazoa, Arthropoda, Insecta, Diptera, Cecidomyiidae. The transcript is spliced from 6 exons. The coding region runs from base 143 to 1507 and encodes 454 amino acids. Gene Ontology annotation, molecular function: dolichyl pyrophosphate Glc2Man9GlcNAc2 alpha-1,2-glucosyltransferase activity. The record is from RefSeq and is a predicted model, not a curated record.